AUGUCGAAUGGUGGAGAACAUGUGCGAAGAUUUGCAAAUCUUGGAGAAGAACUCGAAGGAAUUGAUGUUGUUCAUGGAGAGGAGAGGGAUGAGGCGUUGUUGGGCUCCACUACUGGGCGUGCAUCUGAGGCACGUGAGGAGGAGGUUUGGGCGCCCUUUUUGAGGAGCUUGGACGGGCAGGAGGCCAUGGGAAGGUUGGGCAAGUUGGGCUGUAUAGAGGGACGUGUAAAGGAGAGGGAGAUGGACUCAACUAAUAUGGAGGUGUUGGGCGAGCAACCUGCUUACACAAAGGAGGCGGUAGCUAGACGCCCCAUGCUGAGCGCCAAUCUGGUCAGCUUAGGAGAGUUGGAGACACCAGAGUAUGGUGUCGUAGGUGCGGGCUACUGCGCUGCACAAGAGGGACUACUAUGCUAG
This is a messenger RNA of Ilex paraguariensis (yerba mate), 414 nucleotides long. The record is from the annotation of a GenBank genome assembly. NCBI's taxonomy places the organism in Eukaryota, Viridiplantae, Streptophyta, Magnoliopsida, Aquifoliales, Aquifoliaceae.